AUGAACGGAUUACAGCUAAUCGGCUUAGCUGCACGACGUGUAACGACCUCGUUACUGAAUGUUCGAUCAGUAACGCCCACUCUUAGUAUUAUUCGUUGUGAUACCCAAAGUAGUGGAACCAAAGGUCCUCAACACGUAAGUGGGACGAUAUCAUCAGAUAGCAGAGGUUCGACAAGACAAGGCUCAUCCAGUAACUCUGGUUCCAGCAAAGGUGAUCGAAGUGGACCUGAAGCUUCAUCAUCCUCGUCAUCAUCUGAUGGUCAUGAAAGAAGUAGCACUGGACAGUCGUCAUCUGGAAAGGAUGGAAGCAGCAGUAGAAAUGAUCAAACUCAUUCAGACUCUGCUGGUCGUUCAACGUCUGGUCUCGGUGGUAGUUCUGAAUCAAGUCCUGGUUCACCUAAUAAUAGUGGUCAAGUUCAUGCGUAA
Messenger RNA from Didymodactylos carnosus, 426 nucleotides. The record is from the annotation of a GenBank genome assembly. NCBI's taxonomy places the organism in Eukaryota, Metazoa, Rotifera, Eurotatoria, Philodinida, Philodinidae.